GAUUCAUAACUUGAUUGCUAACCUAGAAACUGAUUAAACACUUUAUUAGGAAUGAAUUUAAUAUGAUUUGUUUCUGAGGAACUGAUGAUCAUAUUUUACAACAAACAAUUUGAACAAUCAACUACCAAAGGUUACAUUCAUCUUGAAUCAACAGCGUUGAUUCAACACUGUGGUUUAUCUAAUUUUAAUUAUUCUUGGUAUAGUUCCUGGUAACUUUUAGAUGAACUUACAUAAUGGUUGAUGAAGCUUGUUUAAUUAUGGUGUUUAUGAUGUUUAUGUAUUUAAUAAAAAUAUAAAUUACAAUAAACUAAUUGUUACGUUGACAAUAAAAGCAUAGGGAAAGCGGGAAAGGUUGAUAGCCAUAAAGAAAGCAAAAGACCUUACAUCUUUUGUUUUCUUUCCAUAUUACAUAUUGUGUGUUUAUCAUUACAAAAGCAAGUUGAAUUUUUUAUUUAUAAUUGUUUAUUCCAAGGGUAAUCAUGAUUCAGAAUAUUUUGCCCCGACCUGCCAGAACGAUAAAUAAUCAUGAAAUGAGUGUAAUAUUUCCUGUUAACAAUUCACCCUUAUUAUUAAUAUUUAAUUAACUAUUAACGGUGAAAAUUCUCUUCUUCUUCUUCUUCUCCUUCUUUUAUGGUUUCUUGUUUUUCGCUGUUGUAUAAAUUGACUUUCUCAUUUAAUUUGUCUGUCAAAUUACAAUUUGCCGGAGUCAGUUGAUCUUAAAAGAUACCCAAAGAUUCUUUCAUUAAAAUGGCUCCAGUCAACAUUUUAUUUACUGUAUUUAUUUUGGUGCUACAAGUGUUGAGACCAACAGAUGGCCGAGGUCCUCGAGUAGCUCCUUAUGUCGAUAUUUUGAUGUCUGGACCAAGUCUCUCGGAAUUGUCAUCAGCCACUGGAUCAAAAGCUUUCACCGUAGCCUUUGCUGUUGGUGGUACUUCUGGCUGUGAGCCUAUGUGGGGAGGUGAAUUACCUCUUAAUGAAUCAAAGAUAAUCAACAACAUUCGUGAGUUUCAAUCAAUGGGUGGACAGGUUAUUGUAGCCACUGGAGGUGCUCUUGGACCAUAUCUAGAAAGUAUUUGUACCACUGAAGCUGCUCUGACUGGUGCGUAUUUUAAAAUUCUGGAUACCGUGAAAACAAACCAUUUAGAUAUUGACAUUGAAGCUGCUGUUCCAUUGAAUGUGCUGGUUAAAUCAUUGAAAAAUGUACAAAAUGCUAGACCUGAAACGACUGUUCGGUUAACUUUAAUGGUUCAAGGCGAUGAUUAUGGUUUAACUCCUGAAUUGGGUGUAAAUUUGUUGAAAGCAGCUGCCUCGGUUGGUUUAAGGGUUGACAUUGUUAACCCAAUGACAAUGGAGUUUGGUACAUCUCGAUCUGAUUGGGGUGAAGCUGUGAUUAGUGCAUUGGAAUCAACAUUGAAACAAAUGGCAUCCAUUUGGCCUGAAAAAUCUACAUCAACUUUAAGGUCAAUGUUAGGAGCUACACCAAUGAUUGGUCGCAAUUUUAAUGGAAAAAUCUUUGAGGUUAAACAUGCUCGAUCAUUAAUCGACUAUGCUAAAAAAACUGGACUUGGAUAUCUCGGCUUUUGGUCUGUUGGACGUGAUAAUGGUAAAUGUCCAGGUGGAGGUAUUUCACCAUCGUGCAGUUCAAUUGCCCAGUCUGAAUAUGAAUUCACCAAAAUUUUCAAUGAGUAUGCUGAUUUUGCUGGACAGCCAUCAAACGAGAAUGGAACCUUUUCUAAUGAAAUUGAUGACAAAGUAACAAAUGACAAAUCAACUGCAUCACCAUCAACUACUACAACCAGUGCUCCACUAAUUAAAACAUGUAAGGGUCACGAAUCUCGGUUCGAUGAAUGGUGUGUUGCUAAUUGUGCCCGUGACAACUGUCCUGAAUCAAUUUGUACUUGUUCAACAUCGCCCUUGGCCCCAAAACUAGUCUACAGAACGAAUCGUAUUUAAUAAUUUCUUUGUUUUAUUUUAGGUUUACUUUGGCUGAUAAUUCAUCAAUCUAUUGUUCGUUGUUUGCAAACCUAAUCUAAUGUGCUUUUCAGGUUUUCUAUUUUUUUUAUUGUUGAAUAUUGAUCAAUUUUAAUUAGACGCUCAGAAUAAAUUUUAUGUUACAAUUGAA
This is a messenger RNA of Tetranychus urticae (two-spotted spider mite), 2122 nucleotides long. RefSeq lists its product as uncharacterized. Lineage: Eukaryota; Metazoa; Arthropoda; Arachnida; Trombidiformes; Tetranychidae. The record is from RefSeq and is a predicted model, not a curated record.